Molecule: messenger RNA, 7651 nt
Organism: Poecilia latipinna (sailfin molly)
Lineage: Eukaryota; Metazoa; Chordata; Actinopteri; Cyprinodontiformes; Poeciliidae
Gene: kcnma1a
Product: potassium large conductance calcium-activated channel, subfamily M, alpha member 1a
Exons: 35
Coding region: 1031-5047 (1338 amino acids)
Biological process (GO): potassium ion transmembrane transport
Cellular component (GO): postsynaptic membrane
Molecular function (GO): large conductance calcium-activated potassium channel activity
Source: RefSeq, a predicted model, not a curated record
AGAGGCGCAGUUUAGCAGCCAAAGCAGUGCAAGGGACCAGUUCAGCUCCUGGAACAUUUUUUUAAUUUAUUUAUUUUUUUAAAGAAGGGAAGAAAAAAAAAAAACAUCGUAGCGAUCUCGCAGCUCCUCUGUCCGUCUUUAUUAUUAGCGCUUGGCUCCGCCCUCCUACCUGUAAAUCUCCCCCCGCUCUCCUCUCCUCUGGAGCGGAUCUGACAGGCUCGCUCAGCUGGCCGCUCCGUGCCAGGGCUGCAGGGGGACCGAAUGGAGGCAGCGACAUCCACCCGAGCGGCGCGCCAGUCCUCUCCUUAACGCAGAAUCGACAACCCAAACCGCCUGUUUGAAUAUGUAGUCUUCUGACCUGCGUUUAUUUUGUUUCCCCCCCACCUCCCUCAACCUUAAGGACUGAAUUACACGCAAAGCGUUUACAGCCAACUGAAGGAGAGUUCAAAUCGAUUCUUCAUCCGCUGAUCGGCAGGAUUCUUGAAUGGAAGACGGCUAGGGAAGGAGCACAGCCGGGAAAUUUGUUUUUUAUAUUGUUUUUUAUUUUUAUUUUUUAAUCCUCUGCUGUUUGUGUGUCUGCAUUAUCAGGAGAGAGAGAGAGAGAGAGAGAGAGGGAAAAAGAAGCAACAGCAGCCUCGGCGGCUGCAAACGACGCCGUAACUGUCACGGCAUAUGGCGUGAAAGAGGCAGAAAAGCCCCUCAGAAUGAGAAGCGCCUAAGAUUCGUCGUUAUUAUUGCGGAUUUAAAUGCCUCACUCCAAGGGGCCACCGAGGCGCUAUUUUGGUCUGCUUUGCGUGCGCGGCGGCUCACACUGUCAUUAAUAAUAAACAGUUCUCUGGCAUUAGAAACUAUAUAUUUAUGAAGAUAAUCUGGUGGGGCUGUCAAAAUCUAGUGCAAAAAUAAAAGGGGUUUGGGGGGGCGGGGGGAGGGCUGUAUAUAUAUAUAUAUAUUUCGUUCUUUCUGUUUUUUAAAGCAAUAUGGCUGGUGAGUGGGGCUGGGGACGCUGGCACAGGCUCUCCAAGGCUCCUCAAUGCUAGCCGAGGCACAUGGCACGGAUCCCCAUGGAAGCGACAGCUCUAUGAGGACAAGCAGCAUCGAUAAUAACAACAAUCCGGACUCUUCGAUCUUAAUAUCCAAGAUGGAAGGCGUUGUCAUCCCCUACACGUCUGAGGUGCCAUGCGACGACUAUGGACAGCGCAUGUGGUGGGCAUUCCUCGCCUCCUCCAUGGUGACGUUUUUCGGGGGUCUCUUCAUCAUCCUGCUAUGGAGGACCCUGAAGUAUCUGUGGACUGUCUGCUGCCACUGCAACAUAAAAAAUAAGGAGGCUCAGAAGGUGAAUAACCCUGCCAACAAUCCGACAGCAGACAAGACAACAAAAGGUCCUGAUGAGAAGGAGGAGGUAGCAGCCAGCGAGGUGGGAUGGAUGACUUCAGUCAAAGACUGGGCCGGUGUCAUGAUCUCCGCUCAGACACUCACAGGCAGGGUUCUGGUGGUGCUAGUCUUUGCUCUCAGCAUUGGAGCCCUCGGAAUAUACUUUAUAGACUCCUCAGAUCCUAUAGAAUCCUGCCAGAACUUCUACAAAGAUUUUACACUACAAAUCGAUAUGGCCUUCAACGUCUUCUUCCUCCUGUACUUUGGCUUGCGGUUUAUAGCAGCCAAUGACAAGCUGUGGUUCUGGCUGGAGGUCAACUCAGUGGUCGACUUCUUCACCGUUCCUCCUGUGUUCGUCUCUGUGUACCUAAACAGAAGCUGGCUUGGUUUAAGAUUUCUGAGAGCACUAAGACUGAUUCAGUUCUCAGAAAUAUUACAGUUCCUAAAUAUUUUGAAAACAAGCAAUUCCAUCAAGCUGGUGAACUUGUGUUCCAUCUUUAUAAGCACGUGGCUCACGGCGGCUGGAUUUAUACAUCUGGUGGAAAACUCAGGGGAUCCGUGGGAAAACUUUGAAAAUUCCCAGUCGCUGUCUUAUUGGGAAUGCGUCUACUUGCUGAUGGUGACGAUGUCCACAGUGGGUUACGGGGACGUCUAUGCAAAAACCACCCUGGGCCGCCUGUUCAUGGUCUUCUUCAUCCUUGGUGGUUUGGCCAUGUUUGCUCGCUACGUGCCAGAAAUUGCUGCUCUCAUCCUUAAUCGGAAGAAAUACGGAGGGAGUUAUAACUCAACACGAGGCAGAAAGCACAUUGUGGUCUGUGGUCAUAUUACCCUCGAAAGUGUCUCCAACUUCCUCAAAGACUUCCUACACAAGGACAGGGAUGAUGUCAAUGUAGAAAUUGUUUUUCUCCAUAAUAUUUCCCCUAAUCUUGAGCUGGAAGCCUUGUUCAAACGCCAUUUUACUCAAGUCGAGUUCUACCAGGGAUCGGUUCUCAACCCUCAUGAUUUGGCCCGAGUAAAGAUCGAGUCAGCGGAUGCCUGUCUGAUUUUGGCCAACAAGUAUUGUGCAGAUCCUGAUGCUGAAGACGCUUCUAACAUUAUGAGGGUCAUAUCCAUCAAGAACUAUCAUCCCAAGAUCAGAAUAAUAACACAGAUGCUACAGUAUCACAACAAGGCCCAUCUGCUGAACAUUCCCAGCUGGAACUGGAAGGAAGGUGAUGAUGCUAUAUGCCUGGCUGAGCUGAAGGCUGGUUUCAUUGCCCAGAGCUGUCUGGCCCAGGGCCUGUCGACCAUGCUGGCCAAUCUCUUCUCCAUGAGGUCCUUCAUUGAGAUUGAGGAGGACACAUGGCAGAAGUAUUACCUAGAAGGAGUGGCUAAUGAGAUGUACACAGAGUAUUUGUCCAGUGCCUUCGUAGGCCUCUCCUUCCCCACUGUGUGCGAGCUGUGCUAUGUGAAGUUGAAGCUGUUGCUUAUUGCCAUUGAAUUCAAGUCUGAGCAGAGAGAGAGCAGAAGCCGAAAGCGCAUCCUCAUCAAUCCAGGCAACCACGUCAAGUUGCAGGAGGGAACACUGGGAUUCUUUAUUGCUAGCGAUGCCAAAGAAGUAAAGCGAGCAUUUUUCUACUGCAAAGCUUGUCACGAUGACAUCACAGACCCCAAAAGGAUCAAAAAGUGUGGCUGCAAGCGACUGAUUUAUUCCAAGAUGUCCGUCUACAAACGAAUGAAACUGGCAUGUUGUUUUGAUUGCGGCCGUUCAGAGCGAGACUGCUCUUGCAUGUCAGGCAGUGUACAUAGUAACAUGGACACCCAUCAGAGGGCCUACCCACUUUCCUCUGUCUCUGUUCAUGAUUGCGCAACCACUUUACGUGCCUUCUCCUCAGCUAAAUAUAAGUAUAAUGGAUUUGUCAGAUCACCAGCAGAUGGCGCUACAACACCACGGAACAGUGGAAGCCAAAAAGAGGCUGGCGUUCGAUUCAAAGCUGAUUGCAAUCUAGUUGAGGAUGAGCAUCCGUCGACUCUCUCACCCAAAAAAAAGCAGCGCAAUGGGGGGAUGCGAAACUCGCCCAACUGCUCGCCCAAAAUGAUGAGUCGACAUGAUCCCCUCCUAAUUCCUGGAAAUGAACAAAUUGAAAACAUGGACAUGAACGUCAAGAGGUACGACUCGACGGGAAUGUUUCACUGGAGCCCUUCCAAAGAAAUCGAGAAAGUCAUCCUGACUCGAAGCGAAGCCUCCAUGACUGUGCUGAGCGGCCAUGUAGUGGUCUGUAUAUUUGGGGAUGUCACGUCCGCUUUGGUGGGGCUGCGAAACCUGGUGAUGCCUUUAAGAGCCAGCAAUUUUCACUACCAUGAACUAAAGCCUAUAGUUUUUGUGGGCUCGCUGGAUUACCUUCGGAGAGAGUGGGAGACUUUACACAACUUCCCCAAGGUCUCCAUCUUACCUGGUACACCAUUAAGUCGGGCAGAUUUAAGGGCUGUCAACAUCAACCUCUGUGACAUGUGCGUAAUACUGUCAGCCAAUCAGAACAAUAUCGAAGAUGCCUCUCUGCAGGAUAAGGAAUGCAUCUUGGCAUCACUCAACAUCAAGUCUAUGCAGUUUGAUGACAGCAUUGGGGUCUUACAGGCUAAUUCCCAAGGUUUCACGCCUCCUGGAAUGGACAGGUCAUCUCCAGACAGCAGUCCAGUACAUGGCUUUGUGCGUCAGGCUUCGGUAACCACCGGAUCCAACAUCCCCAUCAUCACAGAGCUAGCUAAACCUGGCAAACUACUGCCAUUGGUUUCUCUCAGUCAGGAAAAAAAAAGUGGAACCAGCAUACAAAUGAUAACAGAGCUGGUGAAUGACUCGAACGUUCAGUUCCUGGACCAAGACGAUGACGACGACCCGGACACGGAGCUGUACCUCACUCAGCCCUUCGCCUGCGGCACCGCCUUCGCUGUCAGUGUACUCGACUCCCUGAUGAGUGCGACAUACUUCAACGAUAACAUCCUCACACUAAUCCGGACACUAGUCACGGGAGGAGCCACGCCAGAGCUGGAGGGCCUGCUGGCUGAGGAGAACGCUCUCAGAGGAGGCUACAGCACGCCACAGACGCUGGCCAACAGAGACAGGUGUCGCGUCGCCCAGCUGGCCCUGUAUGAUGGCCCGUUUGCUGACUUAGGGGACGGUGGCUGCUACGGCGACUUGUUCUGUAAAGCCCUGAAAACGUACAACAUGCUGUGUUUUGGGAUCUACAGAUUAAGAGAUGCUCAUCUCGGCACACCAAGCCAGUGCACAAAACGAUAUGUGAUCACAAACCCACCGUACGAGUUUGAGCUGGUGCCCACCGACCUGAUCUUCUGCCUCAUGCAGUUUGACCACAACGCUGGCCAGUCGCGGACAAGCUUAUCCCACUCUUCCCACUCCUCCCAUUCCUCCAGCAAAAAGAGUUCCUCUGUGCACUCGGUGCCUCCCUCCAACCGGCAGAACCGCAGCAGUAAGAGCAGAGAGGCGAGGGAAAAACAGAAUGCAACAAGGAUGAAUAGAAUGGGCCAAGAAAAGAAAUGGUUUACAGAUGAACCGGAAAAUGCCUACCCAAGGAACAUUCAGAUCAAGCCCAUGAGCACUCACAUGGCCAACCAAGUCAACCAAUACAAAUCCACCAGUAGCCUGAUUCCACCAAUCAGAGAAGUUGAAGAUGAAUGCUGAACAGGGGCAUGAGUGUUUCUUUGCUUACUCGCCAGACAUCUGUGCGCUCUGUCUGAAGAGACGAACCGAGAUCACCAGAGGAGAUGUGACGAUAAUACCGACGGGGGUAUUGAAGACUGACAACACAUUUUUCUUCACUCUUUCUUCCAGUCAAGGGUUGGACAGAAACACGGACAAGAGGGGACCUCCCGUGUGUGUAUACCCUAAAUGUUAAUUCCAUACUUUGGACUCCGUUUAAUUUACAAAUGUAUCCAUAAAGAUGUACAUAAUGACAAUCAAAUAAGGACUGUACAGUCCCUUCCCUCUAGCACUUUUUUUGAAAUUAUUUUAAGAAUUGACAAGAGAAAACAAAAAAGUACUUCCUGUUAUUCUUUGCAAUAGUUCACUUCUUCACAAGACCAUGGAUUAAGGCGGUGGUGAGUUAUUGGAGAAUGAGGAUUUCAAGCGAUAAACUGACAAUAUCAUCUCCCAAAGAUCCAACCCAGAUGCGUCGCGUAAAAAAACAGCUGGGUUCAUCGUCAUCAUAUCUUCUGUCUGCUUCUGUUUUCUAUUUGCACUAAAACUAGAAAAAAGGCUUCUUUUGACAGAACAACUGGAAGCAUCACUCCCCCCACCGCCCCCCAGCAGUAAAUUGUCUCGGAGGAGAUUUGCAUAUGGAUGGAAUGAAGGAGGAGGAAAAGAAAGGGAAGGGGUGCUGGGCUUUGGAUGCAUACUAAUCUUGUUCUUCGGUUGUUAUCCAUCAUGUUGUUACUUAUGGUUUGCAGAUUUAUCUUGAAUCAUCACUUUGAGCAAGAGCAUUCCAGCCCUGCAGAACAUAAUCACCUUGCAAAGCAGAAAUCUAUUAACUCGGAGAAUGCUGCAAUGAAGGUUCAUGCUUCCUUGAAAGACAACUCUGUACCCAUGUGUUUUCUGCAGAUAUGUCAAAUACCGAGGCUGAGAUUCACAUUCAACCUCACAUGUGUGCCUAAUCCCAGUUUAUAGCACACAGUGGCGGUCCCUAUACAAAUGGUACCCUAGGCAAGCCCCUUCGUCUGGAUCCUCGGAGGAACAGAAGGAAAAUGGAACAGAAUAUUUCAGGAGUAUUCAGUGAAUUUCUGUCCAGUGUAGACAUUUACUGUUCAGCAAAUUCAGCCUAGGAAUUUUGGAUUUUCAACAAAUCCAGUCGAGAUCAAACAAAAAUGUUUAAUCUAACAUAAUCAGACAUUUAUAAAGUGUGUUUUAACUCUGUUUACGCUGCGGAAAAAAACUUGGUGGCAUUCUCCUGCCCUGCGCAGUGGGCCGUUGUCCACUUCAAAAACCGCCACCGAUAACACAAACACUAUAGUGUUUGCACUAUCCAUCAUCCAUUAAGUUUAGUGUGUAAAAGUGUGCAUCUCAGCCACUUGCUUCUCCUGUGUCAGUGUAAAGCAUCAGCCCUCACUGGAUUGUAUGCAUUGGUGCAGCCUGGAGGGAACUGCAUGUAUGAUCUUAGUACUAAAGUAAAGCUACUAACAAUGAUAAAAACUAGAGGAUUUGGAUCUACAACUAGUCAAGUUGCAUUAAAGUUAAAAUGAAAGAUCCCCAACUAUGGUUGGUCUAGCAAUGAACAGCAGCUGAUUGGCGUUCCUAAACAUAUCGCCGUAGCAUCUGCGGCAGACAAGGGAUCAAAAAGAACAGUGCUGCAUUUUUCUGAAUGUUUUUUUUUUCCUUGUUUCACCCUAAAGUUGGUCUCUGUAGCAGGAAAUGCCACAUAGCGCAUAAUAGUGGGCAUCAAUAGGCCCUUCUUUGAUCUGAGCCACUGCCUGGCACAGGGUUGGCACAGAGGCAGUUGAGAGCUUGGAUGUUCUCUGCAGCCAAUCCAGAUGUCACAUCCCUCAAAAGUUUCAGGAGUAGACCAGUUGCGCUCUGUCCUGUAAGACUCGACCAUAGUUGGCGGAAAUGCAACAAGUCCACAGACAGCAGUGAAGGACACCGGAGACGUGCUUGUGUCCUUAAUGCCGGCCUGCUUACGCCUGUAGAUCCAAAUCCAGCUGUUAUGGACCUUCUAGAAAUGUGGUGGUGGAUUUCUAUAUUUAAACUUUAUUUUAUACCAUAAACAUAACUGAUUUCUAUUUAUUUUUCUAACAAAUAAUCUAGAAGGAAUUGCUUUGGAAGAUGAAUAUUCAAAAUCUUCAACAUAUCAAUUGAGUUUAAAAAAAAUAAAAAGCGCUAUUUAUUUUCACAGUCUAUUUAAUUCUGUCGCCCGCUGCACUCUCUAACUAACAGACUGCAUCGCUCCGGAGCAGACAAAACUCACAGCUCGGCUCCACUGAGUGCAUGCAAAAAUGAACUUGAGCUCACCUUACGCAUAGCUCAGGUGCUUUGUGUCUAUGAAAUCAUGUGUAAGGGUAGGUGGAGGUGAACUAUGUUUUGGAGGGGAAGGAAAUUCAGCAACUGGAGUGAAGAGUCAAAGAAGAUGAAGUUGCUCCCACUGUGUCCAGGCCAGAACUAACUGACCUUCAAGAGACAUGUUUGACCUAAAUUAGGUCUCUAGUGUGGGGAAAGAAGAUGCGGAAAUUACAGCACAGUGUGCUAGUGUUUUCAUGAGAAAAUAAUUUAAUAAAAUAAAUAAAUAUGAUUGGGAGA